UCCUCGCCCGGUGGGGCGGCAAGCACAGGCUGGGCGAGGACGACGACCCGCUGGACGAGGGGGACGGUGGCUGGGGCCAGUUCGGCGCGCCGCCGACCGACUGGUACAUGAACGCCGUGCUGGAGCAGGGCGUGCUGCGCCACCCGCGGCUGGGCGCGCCCGCAGCCGCCGCGGAGGGCCCGCGCGACUGCGAGGUGCUGUCGCUGUUCAUCGGCAGCUCUGCUCACAUGGACGCCCUGAGAUCGGACCUCGCGCCCAAGAUCGCGGCAGCCAUGCGGGGCUCGCACAAGGCCGGCUUCUGGAUGCUGUGGCCAGCGGACUGGGAGGCCGACUUCGAGGGACCGGACUACAUCGGCUACGCGGAGAGGCGCUCGCUGUUCGCCUCGAUGCGCCAGAUGGAGGACGCGGGCGUGCGCACCAGCUUCCCGCACCCCGCGAGCCUCUACGAGCUCAUCACCUCCAAGAGGUGGAUGGCGACGCUGUCCUCCGAGCCCCGCUCCCGCCUGCCCGCCUGCGUGUUGGCGUCCAGGGCGGACAUCAAGUGCGACCCGAGGGCGGCGGCCAACAAGGCGCUGACGGAGCUGGAGGCGCUCCGCGCGCAGAGCGUGUUCGCCCCCGGCGGCGGGCCCGCCGCCGUGAACCGGGGCAGGCUGCAGAAGGGCGUGGCGAAGAUCGGGUGGUCGUGGGAGGC
Molecule: messenger RNA, 691 nt
Organism: Prorocentrum cordatum
Lineage: Eukaryota; Dinophyceae; Prorocentrales; Prorocentraceae
Source: the annotation of a GenBank genome assembly